AUAAACGUUUCAUCUUUUGGUAAAAAAAGGUAUUUCUUUACCAACUCUGUGACACACUCCCAUUUUCAGACCUGCAAAGUGCAACAACCAUUACCAUCGUCCUUCUCCUGAAACUCUGACUGACCUCGACGACCUCAAGGGACCUCCUUUUCCCCCUUAUCUUUUACUUGCUUCUCUUUUCCUUUUUACCCAUUUCUUCUCUAAACCUAACCCAUUCCUCUAUUCUGGCUCUUCCAACCAUGGAAAGCUUCAGCUUGCUCAAAUACUGGAGAGGGGGCGGCGGUGCUACUCCUCCUGCUGUUGCUGCUGCUGCCACCGCUGAUUUUGCUUUUAACGGAUAUUCCUCUGCUGCUGGCGCUGUCAGUGUUGUCACCGCCGUGCCGCAGAACCAGGCGGAAAGUGAUGAGGAGAAUGAUGAGGAUGAUGGGCCGUUCUUUGAUUUGGAGUUUGCUGUUCCUGAUGAGGAUGAGAGUCGAAAACAGGGGGGAAAUGACGAGGGGAGGAGAAACUGUGCUGACGGAAGUGAGGAAGAAGAAGAAGAAGAUGAUGAAGAUGAUGAAGAAGAAGAAGAUGGGGAUACGGAUGGUGAGAGAGAGUUCAACUUCACGCUGUCAUCUGGCUCUAGCAACGAACAUUCCGAUGCCAAUCUCACGUUUUCUCCUUCUGAUGACUUGUUUUUCAAGGGAAAGCUUGUCCCAGUUGAAGCCUCCUCCAAUGGCGGUUCUGAAACAAACGCCAGGCCGCAGCUUCGUGUCACAUUGUUGAAAUCAGCUGCCAAGUUUAGGGUAUUCAUGUCGGGUCUCAAGAGGUCGAAAUCGAACGGGGAAAAGAAACCAGAGACAGAUGGAUCUGUGGGGGAAAUGACCAAAACUGAGAUGAAGGAAGAGACGACGGAAAUCCCACCGGAGAAAAACGAGAACCAAGCGGGAAAAGAACAGAACCAGACGAAAAGUAAGCUUUUCGCUGUGAAACUUAAGGUGGAGGAAGUUCCGAUCAUGUCUCUGUUUACCAGAGACAACAGUUCAAGAGGCUCCGGAGGAACUACCAGCAACAGCAACAACAACAACAACAACAACAACAACAACAACAACAAACCCCAGAAACGAAGCUCCGAUGAACUAACUUCGGAGGAAAAUCGAUUCUCCAAAGACGUAAUAAUGCAAAAGUACUUGAAGAUGGUGAAGCCUCUGUACAUUCGGGUUUCAAGGAGAUACGGCGAGAAGUUCAGGCUAUCCGGGCAGCUUAUUUUGGGGGCAGCCGGAGCCAAGUCCGGUGCACCGCCACCCACCUCGCCGCCGUUGGAGAAACCCGUGACAGAGACACAGACACAGACAGAAGGUGUGCAAGUGCAAGCACCAACAACCACCGCCAACAGCAAGGGCAGGAACAUGCCGGCUAAGCUAAGAGUAGUCUGCAAGCAUUUGGGGAAAAGUCGGUCAGCUUCCUCCGCCGUAGCAGCGGCGCCACCAGGGAUGGCUCCCUCGAGAAGGGACGAUUCGCUUAUCCAGCAACAAGACGGAAUCCAGAGCGCGAUUCUCCAUUGCAAGAGAUCCUUCAACGCAUCUCGAGAUUCAGAGUCUUCCCUGCUAUCAAGGUCAGUAAGCGACACUCUGCGUGAGAAACCUUCAGAUUUAACAGAAAAACAAUGAUCAGAUUAAAGCCGACAGAAACGGCGGGAAAUUUUUGGUCGAUAUCCUGAAGAUUUCUCUCGCUUUAUAUAUAAAUAUGUGUAGUAUAUGUAUCAUAUGCAGCUGUGUCGGGUUAGGAUUGAAUUCCUGGGGUGGCUUCUAAGUAAAAGUUCAAUCUUUCCAUUGAAGGGAGAAGAGAAGAGAAGAAUUAUUGGAUUGUAUGCGUUUUUGUAAUCAGUAGAAAGAUGCACACAAACCAAGAGCAGUUGCCCCUAAGUAUGUGAUUUUUCCUUUGCCUAUCCCAAUUGGAACUGAAAGUUCAAGUGGGUGCUAUGAAAUUAUGUUGCUUUUUUUGGCAUUUGAGAUUGGUAAAGGAUGUGGAUCUUAACUUAGGCUGUUCUCUGUGGCAAAAAAAUGGUGCUUAGUGGUCAGAGAAGUGGGGAAAAGUGGGUUUUACUUAAAUAGUGAAAAUGAGUUUCGUCUUCCUUCCUUUUUCUUUUCUUUCUCUCCAUUUCUUGUUUUAUCCAAUGGAUUAUGGUCUAAAAGUAAGAAGGGAAGCAUGUGGGGAUUUAUUGAAUGCCUUUAUGGAGGCUAAUGAUGAUGGGUCUCCAUAUUCAUGAAUCA
This is a messenger RNA of Cucurbita maxima (winter squash), 2252 nucleotides long. Its product is annotated as probable membrane-associated kinase regulator 2. The transcript has 2 exons. Bases 240 to 1649 code for a protein of 469 amino acids. Gene Ontology annotation, cellular component: plasma membrane. NCBI's taxonomy places the organism in Eukaryota, Viridiplantae, Streptophyta, Magnoliopsida, Cucurbitales, Cucurbitaceae. The record is from RefSeq and is a predicted model, not a curated record.